CCCGCCCGCCCGGCGCCGCACCCGGCUCCGCACCCGGCACACGGAUUUACGGCGCGGACUGCAGCCUCCGGAGCGGCCCGGCAGGAAUGGAGGGAUGCAGGUACAGCUGGGAGCAGCAGGACACCAGCACAGCCUUUUGGGGAUAGGCGUGAAGGGGAUUGCCUGUGAGGACACAGCAGGAGCCCCCCAGACCCCGGAGGAACCUGGGAUCUCACUGGGACCAGGGAGAGCUCCCCUUCCACCCUGCCACCUGCCGUGUUUCCAGGGAUCUAUACCAGGAUUUGGGGCUCGGAGCCUGGAAGCGUCUUAGUGCCAUAGGACUGCCGGAGAGCCUGACAGCGAUGGGGGACCCACCAGCGAGGAGGGACGUUCCUCCAGGAGGCCCUGCACAGCCGUGAGCCCUGGCUGCUGGUGGUGGAGGGUGCCUGGGGCUGGGCUGCUCAGCCAGCCCUGGGCUGGGGGCAGAACCACGGUGCCUGCAGGGCACGGCCCCUGAGGGGCGAAGGGCCGGCGUGGGGUCUGCAGGGGCAGCCCCGAGCCCCGGGACAGUGGGGCUGCCAGCCGAGCCACUGCUCCUGCAGGCACCUCUCCCUGGGGCGGCGGCGGGGGACAGAGCGGCGCUGGGCCCCUGGGCCGGCCGCGGAUGCGCCCCUGCGCCGCGCCGGCGGGAGCACUCCCCUAGCGCCGAGGGCCGCAGGGCCGCCCGCCUCACCAUGGUGCUGCCGCCGCCCGACAGGCGCCACGUCUGCCUCACCACCAUCGUCAUCAUGACCAGCAUGGCCUUCAUGGACGCCUACCUGGUGGAGCAGAACCAGGGGCCCCGCAAGAUCGGCGUCUGCAUCAUCGUGCUGGUGGGGGACAUCUGCUUCCUCAUCGUGCUGCGCUACGUGGCCGUGUGGGUGGGCGCCGAGGUGAAGACGGCCAAGCGGGGCUAUGCCAUGAUCCUGUGGUUCCUCUACAUCUUCGUGCUGGAGAUCAAGCUGUAUUUCAUCUUUCAGAAUUACAAAGCGGACAAGAAGAACCUGGAGACGGUGGCCCGGAAAGCUCUGACCCUGCUGCUCUCCAUCUGUGUGCCGGGGCUCUACCUGGUGCUGGUGGCCUUGGACAGCAUGGAGUACAUACGGACCUUUCGGAAGAAGGAGGACUUGCGGGGACGCCUCUUCUGGGUGGCCCUCGACCUGCUGGAUAUCUUGGACAUCCAGGCCAACCUGUGGGAGCCACACAGGACCGGCCUGCCCAUCUGGGCAGAGGGGCUCAUGUUCUUCUACUGCUACAUACUCCUCCUGAUCCUGCCUUGCGUGUCGCUCAGUGAGAUCAGCAUGCAAGGGGAGCACAUUGCCCCGCAAAAAAUGAUGCUCUAUCCCGUCCUCAGCCUGGUCACCAUCAACAUCGUCACCAUCUUCAUCCGGGCCAUCAACAUGAUCUUGUUCCAGGACAGCAGGGUCUCCACCAUCUUUAUCGGCAAGAACAUCAUCGCCAUCGCCACCAAGGCAUGCACCUUCCUGGAGUACAAGCGGCAGGUGAAGGAGUUCCCGCAGAACGCCAUCGCCCUGGAGCUGCAGCAGAACUCCCUCUCGCACAACCAGACGGUGCACAGCGCACAGGGCAUCCCCCACGAGCCGUCGCCCACCAGCGAGAUCCUGGACACAUGAGGGGUGCCCCGGGCCGGCGUUGGUUCCGAUGGCCCCGUGCCGAGCCGAGAGGGAGGGCGCUGCUUUCCUGCUGCCCACUGCACGCACGACAGACAAAUCCUGGCAGCGAGGGCUCUCCUAGGCACAGAAACACCAACAGCGUUCUGAUUGAGCUAUGGAGUGUCCUCUAGACGUCUUCAUCUCAGGUACAACCCUAGGAGUGCUCCAGACAAACCAAAUGGACUUGCAAAGGACCUGAACCAGCUGACCCUCUCUCCCCCUCCUGCCACCAUCUCCCCUCCCGAGCAAAGACUGCUAAGGCUGCAAUGUCCCUUUUUACUCCCCGAGCACCUCACCUUUACUCCAAGCCUGGAUCGAAGGUUUUGUUACUGGAGACAUUUUUACGGGGUGGGGACAAGGGCA
This is a messenger RNA of Haemorhous mexicanus (house finch), 2054 nucleotides long. RefSeq names its product transmembrane protein 121 (gene TMEM121). The transcript has 2 exons. Bases 714 to 1652 code for a protein of 312 amino acids. NCBI's taxonomy places the organism in Eukaryota, Metazoa, Chordata, Aves, Passeriformes, Fringillidae. The record is from RefSeq and is a predicted model, not a curated record.